GGAUGUGAGGUUGUGCUUGCACCACAAACGCCGCCCAGACCAUCGGGCUUGAGUUCAACAGGCCAGACCUAAGUAGCCACGCGUGACGAUUCGACGUCAGGACCAUGGACCACCACCAGCAAGAUGUUGAAGGAGAUGUGCUGCUCCUCGACCACUUACCAGCGGCAGUGACCGUUGGCUGCGAUGCCGUCGCCUUCUCAACCACCAAGCCGUUCCUCGGCUGCAAGAGCAUUCCACCAGGCGUGCAUCUCGUAUGGAUCGCCCCCUCGGCGAUGCAUUCGUCCCGUAGCGGGCACUGGUUCGUCACACAGCGGCCUGCGUUCCCAGGCGAGCCUGCUCGCAUCCAUGUCAGAGUAUGGGACCAGUCCACCGAGGCGUUAGUCAACCCGCCGAGCGAGGACUCUCAGGCCACCCUUGCUCAACGGCUCCCGGCCAUAUCGGCAAAGUUGCCCCCGUAUCACUUGCAGUUUUCCGCUGCAGCAAAAACGCAGGCCGUCGACCUCCCCGUCUUUAUGGAUCGAGAGUCGGUCUGGGACAAUCUUACAUAUGCCAUCGACAGCGGCGUGCUCGAAGCAGUCACGGGCAAGCCUGCUCCAGACUGGGGAGUGUCGACGUCGGACCGUGUCUCUGGGGAGAUUCAGCCACCAGCUGAAGCUGAGCUCUACUCGGAAGCCAGCAGGCGUCUGCGCUUCACCUUCCCUGCAGACAUCAAACUCUUCAAUCCCGAGUCAACUGGGUCAGAACGAACACAACAGGCACUCGAUCCCACAGCUUGGGUAUUGAGGACGCUUGGAGACCCGGCAGGCCCCCGGCGUCUAGACCAUCUCGUUGGUGAGCUUCAGUUCGCCUUCUUGACUGGCAUGCAUCUCGGCAAUUUUUCCUGCCUCGAGCAGUGGUGGUUCAUUGUCAACAGGAUCAUUUUUCGGUCAUACGAACUGGCAGUGUCAAGCCCUGCUCUGAGCCAGAGUCUGAUUCGCACGUUUCAUGCUCAAAUCGUUUACAACGAGCAGUUCCUUGAAGGUGACGUUUUUGACAUGAUGCCCGAGAACACAAAACUGUUGCAGAAGUCCUUGACCACGUACAGGUCGCGCUUGAUGGAGAAGCUGCAGUCCCUUGAUGAUAGCAAUCGGACGCCAGAUCACCUGCUGCUGCAAGAUACCUUCUCUGCGCUGGAGGCCUGGCUAGCGCAGCAUUUGGGCUGGGACCUGAGCUCCGACUAUGUCAGAUCUGGCACCGUCAUGCUGGAAGACGGCGAGCUCGUAGAGGCCGAGCUUUCCGACUUUGAGGAUGAGGACGAAAGGGGCGAAUUUGCCGCAACCGUGGUUGAGCUUGAUGAACAAGGCCGACCAACCGACAUGGUUUCCUGGAAUGACACAUGACUUAAGCAUUGGAACGUUGAUACACUUCUGUCUCGUACUCCAUGUCCAUCGGGGAAGCUAUCACCGGCGCCGCGAUAAGUGACCAGCCACUUGCAACAUCAACUACGACAGCUCCCAUAGAAAACAGCGCAAAGCCACUGCUUCCACUGUGAAAGCCGUGAAAAUUACAACGAGUCUCACAUAGACCAAGCAUGUCUGUACCCUGCUUGGGACACUUUACCAUCACGAGUUAUAAACAAGCGCUCGCAGCAUAGUAGCCAUUUCUGCUAGGCUCGAUCUGUGUCAACAAAAUCAAGACUGAGGAUAUGAAGAAGAACUCUCGCUC
This is a messenger RNA of Microdochium trichocladiopsis, 1704 nucleotides long. RefSeq names its product A1 cistron-splicing factor. Gene Ontology annotation, biological process: spliceosomal tri-snRNP complex assembly. Lineage: Eukaryota; Fungi; Ascomycota; Sordariomycetes; Xylariales; Microdochiaceae. The record is from RefSeq and is a predicted model, not a curated record. The transcript is spliced from 2 exons. Bases 105 to 1379 code for a protein of 424 amino acids.